AUGUUUACAUUGUUGGUUUUGUUUCAGUUUCCAGCAUCGGUUACAUUGUUGUGGAAAGUGACAAGGAUGCAGGGAGAGAGGGCAAGUAUCGGUUCUACAUCUAGCAACCCUGUGGUAGAACAUCUGAUUCGUUGGGAUAAUGAUCUGCAGAACUACAUGAGUUCAGCUGCUGCUGAUACAAACACUAGUUUGUCAAACUCAGUGUAUCAUGAGCAACGUGACUUGCACAGGUUUAUCCUUGGUGAAGCUAGCUCUAGUGGUCCAAAGAACGAAGCCCCUAGUGAGCAAUGGAUGCAAAUGGGACGUUUUGAGGAAUGA
This is a messenger RNA of Eruca vesicaria subsp. sativa (arugula), 318 nucleotides long. The record is from the annotation of a GenBank genome assembly. NCBI's taxonomy places the organism in Eukaryota, Viridiplantae, Streptophyta, Magnoliopsida, Brassicales, Brassicaceae.